Fundulus heteroclitus (mummichog) is the source of this 4912-nucleotide messenger RNA. It is a transcript of the gene trpm2, whose product is annotated as transient receptor potential cation channel, subfamily M, member 2. NCBI's taxonomy places the organism in Eukaryota, Metazoa, Chordata, Actinopteri, Cyprinodontiformes, Fundulidae. The coding region runs from base 116 to 4534 and encodes 1472 amino acids. Gene Ontology annotation, molecular function: ligand-gated calcium channel activity. Gene Ontology annotation, biological process: calcium ion transmembrane transport. The record is from RefSeq and is a predicted model, not a curated record. Gene Ontology annotation, cellular component: membrane. The transcript is spliced from 34 exons.
UGCAGAGCUGACUGCCUGCCAGCAGUGAGGCUGCAGGAAUUUCUCUCUCCUGCCAUGCCGUCGCCCUGCAUGUCCAUUACGUUCUGAUCAGCGCCGAUCCUUGUGCGGUUCCAGCAUGAAGGGAGCUGAGAUUGAGUCAUGGUCCGUUCAUACAUUGGCAAUCCAAUCCACAUCCAAACAGCUGUCCCCUUCUUUCCAGCGCUGUCUCUUCACCUAUUGGAUCAAAGAAAACAUCUCAAAGAAGGAAUGUUGCUUUUUCCUGAGGGAUCCCAGAAAAGAGCAAAUAUGUUACUGUGGCUACCCAAAGACUGAGCACACUGAUGAAGCCAUUAAGCCAGAGGACUUCACCGGGGACAAGUGGGACAUGCAUAGUCAUGUCCGCGAGGCGCCAACGGAUGCUUUUGGAAACAUCAGCUUUAGUGGUUUCGGGCAAAAUACUGGAAAGUAUGCACGAGUGUCUGCAGACACACCAUCCGAGACGCUCUACCAGUUACUGACUGAACAGUGGAAACUUUCGCCUCCCAAUCUGCUCAUCUCAGUGACUGGAGGAGCCAAGAACUUCGACUUGAAGUCCCACCUGAAGAAGGUUUUCCACAGGGGACUUAUCAGAGUGGUCCAGACUACAGGUGCAUGGAUCAUCACCGGCGGUACGCACACAGGUGUAAUGAAGCAUGUGGGGCAGGCUGUGAGAGACUAUGGCCUGAGUAACUCCAUGCAGGGUAAAAUAGUGGCUAUUGGAGUGGCAACAUGGGGAGUAAUUCAUAACAGACAUGACUUGGUGAAUGAAGAAGGUCAUUUCCCAGCUCAUUAUGUAAUUGACACACAAAGUCAGAGUAACCUGGCCUGUCUUGAUAACAAUCAUACACACUUCCUGCUGGUUGAUGAUGGGACCAAUGGAGUCUAUGGCAGGGAGAUUGAGCUGCGUGCCAGACUAGAGAAAUACAUCUCAGGAAAACAUAUUGGAAACAAAGUGAGUGGUACAACCAUCCCAGUGGUUUGUGUGGUAUUGGACGGCGGAUCGGGGACACUUGAUACAAUCUACAGCGCCAUGCUGAACGACACACCGUGUGUGAUCCUGGAGGGAUCUGGGAGGAUAGCAGAUAUUAUCGCUCAUGCAUCUAAAGAGCUGCUCAGCAAGGUCAACAUUGCUCUCAUUCAACAGCUUAUGAAGAAGUUUUUCACUCAAGAAGAGUAUGGAAAAUUCAAAGAAGGCGAGAUAAUAGAGUGGACAAAAAAGAUACAGGACAUACUCAGGAUGUCUCAUUUGCUGACAAUAUUCAGAGCAAGCGAGGAAGAUCACGGGGAUAUGGACGUGGCCAUCCUUCAGGCUCUUCUCAAAGCUUCGAAAACAGGUGAAUCACGGGGAGCCCAGUCGUUGAGGAGGCAGCUGGAGCUGGCUAUAGCCUGGAACCGAGUGGACUUAGCUGAGACUGAGAUUUUCACUGAGGAAAGCCAGUGGAAGGAUCCGUGUGAAGAAGAUAAACUAAGGUCCAGCGACCUCCACUGGGCCAUGAAUCUGGCCCUGGCUGGCAACAAGCCUCAGUUUGUGAGUUUGCUGCUGGAGAACGGCGUGUGUCUGAGGGAUUUCCUGCAGGACGAAAACACCCUGUGUGGGCUCUACAAGCAGCUGCCCCCCUGCUUCUUUUUGUACAAGCUGGCCAAGAGGGUGAAGAGCACCCGCUACAGCAGGAGGCAGGCGCUGGCCAGGAGGGUUAGCGUUCACACAGGACAAAAGAUCUCACUGACUCACGUCUCCGAGGAAGUGCGCCACCUGCUGGGGAAAUUCACAAAGCAUAUCUAUCCUUCCUCCACAACGACGUACCACCUUGACAUGUCCAUGGAAGAAACCUCAGCGCCUACAUCUAAAGAUCAGACAUCCUACCAGGGUCCAUUCAGGGAUGAUGGAGCUGAAGCUCACAGGGAUGCAGGCAGUGACCUUUUCCUUUGGGCUAUCGUCCAAAACAACAAGGAGCUGUCUGAAAUCGCCUGGGAGCAGUGUAGAGACUGCAUGGCUGCCGCUCUGGCCGCCAGUAAGAUCCUGAAGAAAAUGGCAACGGAGGGAAGCAACGCAGACGAGGCUGAGGACAUGCUGGCGCUCGCCAGUCAUUAUGAAGACCGUGCAAUUGGUGUGUUUGGCAAAUGCUGCGACAGUGAUGAGGAGCGCGCCCAGAAGCUGCUGGUCCGAAUGUCCCGCUUUUGGGGAGGGACGACGUGCCUGAGGCUGGCGCUGGAGGCCGACGACAAGAACUUUGUGGCUCAGUCAGGCGUUCAGGCUCUUCUCACUCAGAUCUGGUGUGGGAAGCUGUCAGCCGACAAUCCUGUGUGGAAGGUGCUGAUCUGCAUGGUCUUCUUCCCACUGAUUUGCACCAACUUUCUGGUUUUCAGACACGAUGAACUCAUCCAGAGAGAGACUGAGAAGAACGAGGACUUGAAGGCUGCGGAGAAAGUGACGGGGAGCACUUUCAGGACAAGUCAACAUCACGGUCAGCGGAGUGAGAAGCGUCUGAGCUGCUGGUCCAAACUGGAGGGACUGUACUGCGCUCCUCAGGUCAAGUUUUACGGAAACAUCGUCUCGUACUUCGCCUUCCUGUUCCUGUUUGCUGUGGUGCUGAUGAUCGACUUCCAAAGCACGCCAUCUCCAAGAGAGCUGCUGCUCUACAUCUGGCUGCUCUCUCUGGUGUGUGAGGAGGUCAGACAGCUGUUUUAUGACCCUGAUGGUUUUGGGAUCAGUAAGAAAGCCCAGAUGUACAUUCAUGAGCUGUGGAACAUUUUAGACGUCCUUUCCAUCCUGCUGUUCUCUUUAGGACUUGGAUUCAGGCUGACAACCGAGCUGUUCUACGCAGGUAAAAUCCUCCUGUGCAUCGACUUUGUGGUCUUUUGCCUCCGACUCAUGGCGAUCUUCACCAUCAGUCGCACAUUGGGGCCUAAAAUCAUCAUAGUCAAGAAGAUGAUGAUGGAUAUGUUCUUCUUCAUGUUUCUGCUGAGCAUCUGGGUUGUGGCGUAUGGUGUCGCCAAACAAGGCAUCCUCAUCCACAAUGAAAGUCGGUUGGACUGGAUCAUGCGCGGGGCGGUUUAUGAGCCGUACCUCAUAAUAUUUGGGAAUUUCCCUGAAAUUAUUGACAAUACCCAGUUCAAUAUAGACUCAUGCAGCAUAAACGGUGCAGACCCUCUGAAGCCCAAGUGUCCUGUGCUAAAUGAAAACCAAAUCCCGGCAUUCCCUGAGUGGCUGACCAUCAUCAUGCUAUGUGUUUACUUGCUCUUUGCCAACAUACUGCUGCUCAACCUGCUCAUAGCAAUCUUUAACUUCACGUUCCAGGAAGUGCAGGACAACACGGACAAGAUCUGGAAGUUUCAAAGAUACGAGCUGAUUAAGGAAUACCACAGCCGUCCCGCUGCCCCGCCUCCUUUUAUCAUCCUCAGUCAUCUCUUCAUCUUCAUGAGGAUGAUGGUGCCGUGCUGUACCCACGUCAGAGAAUCUGAGUUCAAGAAACCACUUUCUCCGAUAGAGGAAGAGGAGCUGUUGUCCUGGGAGGCCUUGAUGAAGGACAGAUACCUGCUGUCAGCCCGCCAGGAGCAGAGCCAGAGCAUUGAGAGCCGCAUCCUGGAUACAUCCCACAAGGUUACCGUCUUAACCGAACGCAUGGAGAGGGAACAGGAAACAAACUCCAACGCAGUGCUGAGGAGACUGGAGAAACUAGAAGAGCAGGUCACCCAGUCAACCAAAGCACUGAAGAGGAUAGAGGACAGUCUGAAAUCUCUGGGUGUUCCUGCAAAUGAAACUCAGCCACAGACCUCGAAUGCACCAGACGAAUCCUCUGACUCUUCGACGAAUGCAGCAGCGCAAGAGGAUAGGUUUCACGUGAAGGCCCGUCAGCUCCAUUAUCCGAACAGCAAAAUCACACGCUUCCCCGUGCCGGAAGAGAAAGUACCAUGGAACGUCAGCUUCAGCUCAUACAUGCCGACCUACUACAGUCCUGAAGACGGUGGCGACCAUGUAGAUGGAUCUGAACCAGAAGACUUAGACAAGUACAGAAACCCAGAAGGGAGGACGGGCAUCAGGGGAAGAGGUGCACUCAGUCGCCUCGGGCCAAACUUGAAUUUAGACCUUGUGGUCACACGGUGGCGAGACAGUAGCAGGUCUGUGCUGGAGUACUUGGCAGUUUUGAACCCGAACUUCAAAUCUUUAGCCUUGCCUGGGGGCCCCGUGGAGUCUGUGGAUCACCUGCCAGGAUGUCUAAAGGGUAUUCUGGGAAAGAAAUUGUUUGAAGCCCUAAACGCAAAAGUAUCAGAGGGAACAAAGGUAUCUGAGGGCUACGUGGACGACUGCAGGAACACAGACAACGCCUGGGUGGAAACAACUGUGCUAAAUAUUCACCUGGACAGAACAAGCCAAGUGAUAGCGGACAUUAACAACUUGGUUAUAAGCAGCCAAGGCUCUGUCAAGUGGGAGGAGGUGAGCAGAAGAAGCAGACUCAGCUCGAACCAAAGAGUCUCGCUUCAGAAGGUGGCGGUGCUGCACAACAUGAAGUUCUGAUCAUUCAGGCUCCUUUCAACACUGUUAUUUUCAAGAGGUGCCAAGAAAACCCAUCUUGAAACUUCUCUAAUAGAAGACAAUCAGUUGAUCCUCUUGUGCCUUUCAGUUUCAAAUUUGAUUUUAUUUCUUGUUAAUGCAUCACACAAGCAGACAGUGUGAUGAAAAAUACCCAACAUUCACCAAAAUAUGCAGCAAAUCAUGACCUGAAUUGCUGGACUUUGUCUUCGCUUCAGCUCCAUGAAUGACUAUUUAAAAUCAGGACAUACAAAUUCAAAUGAUCAGAACUACACUGAAGUUUGCAAAGAAGUCAAGCUGUACAGCAGCAAUACUAAAGAUACAAAUCACUGUAUUAUACAAGACAAUGUAUUCAUAUAGUAA